This is a messenger RNA of Parus major (Great Tit), 1441 nucleotides long. It is a transcript of the gene CDC42EP4, whose product is annotated as CDC42 effector protein 4. NCBI's taxonomy places the organism in Eukaryota, Metazoa, Chordata, Aves, Passeriformes, Paridae. Bases 153 to 1091 code for a protein of 312 amino acids. The record is from RefSeq and is a predicted model, not a curated record. The transcript has 2 exons.
GGCGCGGCGCGGCCAUGGACCGGCGGCGGCGGCGGGGCCCGGGCGAGCAGGAGUGACCCAUCCGUGACGCCGGUGGGAUCCCGGCUGUGGAGCCCCAGCUGUGAGCAGCAGACACGGGACCCAGCGUGGCACAGCCUCCCCUGGUCGCCACCAUGCCGAUCCUCAAGCAGCUCGUGUCCAACUCCGCGCACUCCAAGCGCCGCUCGCGGGCCGACCUGACGGCCGAGAUGAUCAGCGCGCCCCUGGGGGACUUCCGCCACACCAUGCACGUGGGGCGCGCCGGGGACGCUUUUGGGGACACCUCCUUCCUCACCAGCAAGGCCGGGGAGCCGGUGCCGGAGGUGGGAGAGGAGCUGGGAGCCUCCAAGCCCAGCCUGCUGUCCCGCCGCUUCCGCAGCAGCAAGCGCUCACAGUCGGUGACGCGCGGGGACCGCAGGGACAUGCUGGGCUCGCUGCGGGACUCGGCGCUCUUCGUCAAGAACGCCGUGUCCCUGCCCCAGCUCAACGAGAAGGACGUGGACAGGAGCGCGGGGCAGCUGCCCAAGAGCCUCUCCUCCAGCCCCGUGAAGAAGCUGCCCGAGGAGACGAGCCCCGAAGAGCAGCAGCGCCCGAACGGGGCGGCCGCGGGGCCGCUGAGCCCCGGCUUGGAUGAGCGCGACUUCGGGGACAUCACGGACCUGCCCGUGGUGGUGGCCAAGGGCGGGGCGGGCUUGAAGCACGCUGAGUCCAUCAUGUCCUUCCACAUCGACCUGGGGCCCUCCAUGCUCGGGGACGUGCUGAGCAUCAUGGAUAAGGAUCAGUGGGAGCAGGAUGAAGAUGCCGAGGCGGAGGAGGAGGAGGAGGAAGAGCAGGGGGAGCCUGCCCCGCCUGGCUCCCCGCUGGUGGCCGUGGCGGCCCCGCCGAGCCAGAGCCCAGCCCGUGGCGCCGGUGGCCGCAGCCCCAGGGACAGCAGUCCGGCCUCCAGCUGCACCUCGGGGCCCGAGGAGCGCAGCCCCGUCCCCCGGCCCCCGAGCCAGCGGGGAGGGCCCCCGAAACGCCCUGACAAGGAGUUCUCGUUCGCUGAUGAAGACGAUGACGAGAUCCGGGUAUAAAGGCGGGAGCCCAGCCGAGGGUCUGGUUCUCACUGCGGUUGCUUGGACACAGGGCUGAACACCCCAACUGGUGGCACUGGGCAAGACUGGACUCCUGCCUCGUUCUCUCUCUGUGCUGCAGCAGGACAGCGCUCUGCUCCCGGGGCUGGGGGCGUUCCUGGCAGCCCCCAGAGAGCUCCAGCACUUCCUGGGAGGUGGAAGCAGACUCGAUUUCGGUUCUUUCUGUUGGACUUUGGAUACUAGCUCCUUUCUCCUGCCCCCCGGCCCAUGUAAAGCGAUUUAGGAUCCAACAAGACGAGCCUUUGGAGUUUUAGCCCCUUUAGUAAUAUAUAUAUAUUUUCCACCAUGCA